CUGACACACUUGAGACAGAAAACACCCGACCGCUUGCCUCAGAUACACAGAACUCCAGAACACGACAGAGUUUGUUAAAGGAAGCUUUGAAGAAGCUGUGAUGAAACUGAAUUGAGAUGAUUUCUUGGCUGGUUCUCCGUGGCAGCAGAGCCGGCGGGUCGGUGUGUCCCAGCACGGCAGCUCCGGGCAGCGGCGGGAGCUCCUGUUUAUCCAGAGAGAGAGCCGACCUGCAGCAGCUGAACAGGAGGCUGGCUUCAUACCUGCAGCAGGUCGAGCAUCUCGAGGCAGCCAAUCAGAUGCUGGAGCAUCAGAUCGAGGAGGAGCUGGACAGAAAGUGUCCCCGAGAGUUGAGGUGGCUGGACGGACACCUGAGGACCGCCUCCCUGCUGCAGGGCCAGAUCAGCGAAUGUCUCUCGGCCCAGGCUCAGGCAAAGCUGCAGUUACUCGAAGCAGAACUCACCGUCUUUGACCUCAAAGAAAGGUGCCAAAAGGUGCGUGAGCAGCGUACUCACCUGGAGGCGGAGCUUAGUGACCUCGGGCUGCUGGGGGAGGUCCUGAAAGUUCACAGUCUGCCUGAGCUUCAGAAUCUGCUGAAUGAGCAAAAGCAAGAGAAAGCGGAUCUGCAGACUCAACACCAGCAGGAUAUGCAGGUUCUCCUGGCCCAGAUAUCAGGGGGCGUCACUGCUGAGAUGCACAUCACUGAGUCUUCAGACCUGAUCCAACAGGUGGACCACCUGAGACAGACGAGUGUUGGACACCUGGACAAGAACAAGAGCAAACCCAGGUGCAAGACUGAGCUGUCCAUGCAGAGCAUUUCACAGGUGACCUUUGACCCUUCACUGGGGUCAGACGCUGACAGAGCCGAGCUAGAAGCAAUGAGGAGAGAAGUGUGCUGUCUGACAGCAGAACUGACGCGACUUCAGGCUGCGGUCUUGGUGUUGGAGUCCUCUGGUCGGGAGCAGAAGGAGUCAUUACUCCAGCACCUGGUGGUCCUACAGGAGUCAGCAGAUGGUUUGUGCAGAGACCUGGACUCGGUGCUCCAGGCUGCAGCUCAGCAGGCUGCAGACCAUCAGUCCCUGCUGGACGUCAAGAACCAACUGGGGGCCGAGAUACAGGACUACAAGCAGCUGCUGGACAGCGUGGACCGUCAGGGAGUUUCACAUGUUGACUUUAACUCCAAGCCAGAUGUCAGAUCUUCCUGUCUUGAGACCAGAAAACCCACAUUCAGGAGCAACAAGAUGGUGAACAGAACCGUCAGUGUUCAGGGCGGCCGCAUUCACACUCUUGAACAAACACCGAUAGUUUCACCGAAAACAGCGACUGCAGCCCAGUCAGAUUUUGUCCACAACAAACAUCCAAAUAACUCACCUAGAACACCGACCAAGCCUCUGAUGGAGACCAUCCAAAAUUCUGAAAACCAGAGAACAGUAGUGCUUUAUAAAAAAGUGGGCAAGUCCAUCAUUUCUACAGAGACAGGCAGCAGACAGAGGAGCCCUGUGGAAGAUAAAGUUCAUACUAAAGAUCAUGAUGUUGGGGCUCAAACUAGCCGAGACGUGCGAGCUUUGGUCAAGACUUCCAAAACGGGAGUAAUCACAGCUCUGGUUCCUGACAGCAUCGAUGCCUUUCAGACCAAACAAGAGACCUUUACUUCCAAACAAGCUGGUUCACUCUCUACUGACAGAGGGACAGACAUGGAAACUAACAAAAACACUCCUUCUGCAGGACCAGACGUAAUUCAAAAACCACAUUUUGUAAUGUAUGAGACCUCGUUUCAUCUCUGCAAACCAGUUGCUGUUGAGGUAAAAGUGAGAGAAGCUUUGAUUUAUACUCAGAUGGAUCCGAUUGAAGCCUCCUUCCAAGCAAAGGAAAAAGAUCCAACAAAGAUCAUCAUCAGGGAGGCUGAGACUCAUCCAGAAGCUGUCAGGGACAUGGAUGAAAAUGUCAGUACACCGCACAAGCCACCCGGAUCUCCUCCAGUGUUUAGAUCAAGUAAGGUUCAGAGUGACGUCUGGGGUGAGGUAGCCCUUAUGAAAGAAACAGAUAAAGGAACAAAUGAAAGGUCUGUAAAUCAAACAGUAGACACAGAAGAUGUUCAAAUCCUUGAUCAGAGUUUGGGAUUGUCCAAAACUGAACUGAAUAAACUCAUAGAAGACAAACCUGCAGUGCAUGACAAUGAACAUUUUUUGUCUAGUAUCUCAGAAAUUAAUAACAAGCUUCACAGUAAAACUACAAGUGCUGAGAACUUAAAGGAAGAAGUAGACAAAGUAGAAGAACUCCACGACUGCAAGGAAGUGAAGAUGAACCAUCUUAAAUCAGAAAAUGAGCUGAUAAAUCUGCAAAGUCAGGAGAUAUAUUUCAGUGCUACAAACUCAGAAAUGUCUAUAAGUCUAACUGAUUCUGGUGUGGCUUUAAGUUCCUCCAGCCCUGAAGAGCCUCAGAGUCCAAGAGAAGAGGAAUCAAUGAGUCCAACAAAGCCAGACGCAUGCUUGAAUCCAGAAAAGUGUUCAAUGAAGAGUUCCACUGAGCCAGAACCGUAUCUCACACCAAAUGAUCCACACAUAUGUUUAAACCCAACUGAGGAUAUGACUGAGGUGGAUGAUGGGCUUGUAGACAGAAAGGAAGAAGCAGAAGAUACUUUGAUUGUCCUGAGUUUAGAUAAAAGUUUAACAAAUAUGUCCAACAACAAACUUGUGAAGGAUGCAGAUUCAUGGACCAGUGUCGCCAUUUCUUCUCCAGAAAGCAAGGAAAAUAAAAAGUGUUAUAUUCAACAUACAGAUAGUUUAAAGGCAGAAGUGGAUGAAAUGAAAACAGUCAACAAUGCCAGCGAGGUAAAGCUGGAUCCAGUCGAGUCUAAGAAGAAGACAAGUGAUCUUUCAGGUGAAGAGGCGUCAAAUAUAUCUACAAGUUUAACAGAUUCUGGUGUCGGUUUGAGCUGUUCCUCUUAUGAAGAGUUACAAAGUCCAAAAGAAGUCCAUUUGUCAGUCGGUGAAACAAAUUCACCCAGCUGCUUGAGCCCAAAAAUAUGUGUGAGUCCGGAUGAGACCGAGGUCAUGCUAAACCUUACAGAUCAAGUGUUUUGCCCAGUAGAUGUGGAAGACCAAAUUGCAAGUCCUGAUCUACGUCCGAGUCCAAAUGACCCAGAAAAUUACCUCAGCCCAAAUGACUCAGACAUAUGUCUCAAUCCAGAUAGUGACGAAAAAGAAGAGGCAGGAAGUCUGAAUCUAACUGAGGCAAAUGCACGUGUUCACCCAGGAGAGAAAGUCAUUCUGUCAACAAAAGAGGACGGACAGUCGGUAUCAUUUAGUGGAGAUGGAUCAUUGCCAGAAGACAGAGGUACGAGAGUCAUAAUGUCAGAGGGAAACCGGGGUGUGCUUUUUAGGCCAUUUAAAGGUUAUGAAGGAAGGGGAGUUAAUCUGAAUGGCACAAAGAUAAGUUCUAGACCAACCAGUCAGAGAAGCAGCCUUCAGGUGAGCAGCAGUCAUGGAGGCUCGGUGUUUGGAGAUAGACGAAGUAUCAUAGCAGACAGAGAGGAACAGCUUGGUUUUGGAGGCCUUUAUCGCAGAAGAGAUGCAAGAAGGUCCAGAGGCAAAGAUGUAAGUGGUCCUGCAGAUGAAGAUAAGAUAGGAGGUGUGACUAUGAAUAGAGGUAUGAGGGGGCAGAGAAACAGUGACUGGCAAGUGAAGAACCAAACAGGUAAUGCCGAAGAAGCAAGCUUUGGAAAUACCCUUUCCACCAGAGGAAUGACCUCUAGCAAGCCCGGAGGUUUUAGCAACAGUGGAGAUGCACAAGUGGGUACAGCAGGGGUAAAGGGACGAUUCAGUGGAGACUCGAUGGUUUAUGGUGGCUGCUUGGGACAUAUGAGUGUCAGCUUACCGAACUCAGGGAGCAAGGAACAUCUUCCAGAAGAAGGGAGAUUUGGAAGUAGGGGGUGGAUGGUUUAUGGUGACAGUCUUAGACGUAAGAACAGCUUAGACGCUGGGACUAGCUUACCCAAUGAAAGGGGUGGAGAAAACUCAUCCAUCAAUGGAAAUCUUGCAACAAGUCCACCAGAAGCAGGGAGAUUUGGGAGGAGGUGGAUUGGAGAGUGGAUAUUUGACGGAGGCAGUCUUGGACGUAAGAACAGCUGGGCUGGCAGCGAUAGCUCGCUGAGUGCUGAGAGCAAAGAACGCCUUUCACCUGCCACAACCCCACCAGGAGCUGGGAUAUUUAGCCGUGGGGAGUGGAAGGUUUACGGUUGGCAUGCUGGGUGCAUGAGCAGUGAUAGCAAAGACUGUCCCUCAGCAGCCACACACAUAGCAACAAGCCCACCAGGAACACCAGGAGCAGGAAGGUUUAGCAGUGGGGAGUGGACAGUGUAUUGUGGGAGUCCUGGUCGUGUGAGCAGAGCUGAUAGCGCUGACAGGGUCAGUGUCAGCAGCAGCCAGAUGGUCAGUCCUCCCAGCAGCUACGCCAGCAGUGGGCGUAGACUCAAUAGUGCUGGAAGUGGUGGCAGGCUGAGCUCGGCCAGUGUUGUGAGGCGCAGCAGCAGCGUGGGGAGAUUCACCGGCACGGGCAGCGGCGGAUGGAAACCUGUUUACAGCUCAGCGAGUGGGCACAGCGUGGGGAGUGCAGGGUGGGGCGGGGAAGAGAGGACAACCAACAGGCAAAGAGCUCCAAGCCCCGGGAGGAGGAUCGGGGGCAGUGGGGGGUGGCUAAGCAGUUCAAAGGCUGCUGGGAACCAGAUUAGCGGCGCAGGAAGUGGAUCCAAAGUCGCUGGUAGCAGUGAUAGACUCAGCAGUCAUGCUGGAGGGAGGAUCAGCAGUUCAGGGAGGACCAAUAAUACCGGGGGUAGGGUCAUCAGCAGCAGCGAUCGGCCAAUCAGGAGCACGGGAAGCCAAGCCGGACGCAGCAAGGAGAAGAUCAGCGUCUGCAAGAUGGCGGCACUAACGAUCUCAGCUGCAGGGAGGGAGAGAAGUCAGGAGAGGCAAAGACAAGCUCAGAGAGCCCGACAACCACGACAACAACAACAACGACAACAACCAUGACAACAACAGCAACCACGACAACAACAAGAACAACAACAACAACCAUGACAACAACAAGAACAACAACAACAACCAUGACAACAACAGCAACCAUGACAACAACAAGAACAACAACAAAAGGCUGCAGGUGAGAUCAAAGUCACAAAGACAACAAUACAAACACAUCCGAGGAGUUCACGUCCAGCAUGAAGAGAAAGUAAUGCAGGCGACACGAGCAAUGACCUGAUCUGAAAUAAGAACAUCGUUGUGGGGUCUUUACUUUUCAGUAUUAAGCAGCUUCAGGUGACUGUUGUUGUGAUUUGGUGGCUUAUAAAUAAAGCUGAAUUGAACUGACGCAUGCACACAUUAACUUUCUCGGAUUACUGAGGCUGUUUUCAAACAUGCUGAAAAGAGAAUCCAGAGUAAAUUUUAUUCCCAACAGGCUUAAAAUACACAAAGCCUGAGCUCAUGGAAAUCUGUGCUUUUAAUUCUAAAUGCCUGGAUCGACGCUUCUGACCAGGGCCGGACUGGGACAAAAAAUCGGCCCGGGCAUUUUGACUAGAGACUGGCCCACCAGGAUAUAGAUUGAAAAUGUGACGUCAUUCAGGGGUAAAAUCGCAAAGGAUUCUGGGAACUUGAGGCAAGAGGUACUAGCGCACGCAGGCUUUCAAUUGAACUCAGUUACACAGCGAUAAAAAGAAACACAAAGAAUGGCAAGAAGCUGCUGUAUUAUUAACUGCAAUAGCCGGUCGCAUGACAGCCACGGGAAGCCGACGGGUAAAGAGAUCGUUUUUUUUAUCGGAUUACGUCGUUGAAGAGAAAUUUUUUAAGCCAUGUUUCCGAAGUAAGAGCCGACGGAUGGUCUGGAUAUACCAAAUAUAACGUCUCAGAACACUCCAGCUCACAUGUUAGUCUGCUCCAAGCAUUCCCACAAAGCUCCCUCGCCUCUCGUCCAGCACUCGCUGACCACAGGUGUCAGGGUCAUGACCUCUGACCCUGAGGGCGUUGAUGACAUCAUGCAAGUCUGAGUAGGGUGAUAUUUUCCCCCUCAAAAUCAGCUGAUUCUUUUUCUACAUUAAAUAGUGAUUUUUUUUACAAAUUUAUUAUUAUUUUAGGCUUUUUCUCAUAUGGACAUUAAAGACUGACAGGAAGGACAUGCAGCAAAGGGCCACAGGUCGGAUUCAAUCCCGGGCCGGCCCCACUCAACCAUGCGGCAUAUGGUCGUCUGAUCAUCCCACUGAGCUGAACCAGUGCCCAUAGAUAUUGAAUUUAAUGGAGCCAUGACCACACAGCAGUUUUUAUCUCUAUAUGUUGAAUAUUUUCAGACUGACAGGUGCAGAGGCAGCAGACAUCCUCGCCAAAUCUUUUGGCUGAAAAACACUUUUAAGCUCUGAAGCAGUUUCAUUCACACUGAAAGUGUCACAGUCUAAAGACCAAAUCAGUGUUUUGUUUCCAAAUCUCAGAGUGUUAAAAUAUGAUGAUGCUGGAAAAUUAUUUUGACCCAGAAAGAAUGACGUGUUGAACAUGACGCUGUUAAAUCAGUGUUGGGGAGUAACGGAGUACAUGUACCAGCGUUACGUAUUUAAAAUACAAAAUAUGAGUAACUGUAUUCCGUUACAGUUACAGUUGAAAAAGGUGGUAUUCAGAAUACAGUUACUUUGUUAAAAUAAAUGGAUUACAUGGCGGUAUUUUCCUGUUUCCU
Molecule: messenger RNA, 6705 nt
Organism: Pelmatolapia mariae (spotted tilapia)
Lineage: Eukaryota; Metazoa; Chordata; Actinopteri; Cichliformes; Cichlidae
Product: keratin, type I cytoskeletal 20-like
Exons: 9
Coding region: 117-5024 (1635 amino acids)
Cellular component (GO): cytoskeleton
Molecular function (GO): structural molecule activity
Source: RefSeq, a predicted model, not a curated record